Rangifer tarandus platyrhynchus (Svalbard reindeer) is the source of this 618-nucleotide messenger RNA. NCBI's taxonomy places the organism in Eukaryota, Metazoa, Chordata, Mammalia, Artiodactyla, Cervidae. The record is from the annotation of a GenBank genome assembly.
AUGCAGCAUGGCAGUGGAAACGAAAGAGAAGACAUGCGAAACCAGGGGGGCGCAGGUGAUGUUUCAAACGCGGCCGUACAACACCAAAAAUCGUAUGCUGGAGCUCUCCAAAACCACGCCGGUGCAGCGCCCUUACAGGCGAUGACAUUGAUACCGACAGGAGCCAUGUUGCCCCUCAACCCUAACCUGAGCCUGCUGCGCGCUGACCCGCGAGGCCCGAGUGCUGCUAUGAUGUCACAGCACACUUUCGGAAAGCUUUCAGACGAUGCUGGCCCUUGGCAUACGCGAUAUUCGCUCUCCCCACUGCAAGCAACUAUGCACUCAAGGCUCUUGCACACACAUGUAAACCCUGCACUUUGUUGCAGACACGACAAGUACGGGAUCUAUGCGGCAAAUCCGUGGUACUGCAGCUUGGUCUGCAGAUUAAUGGCUAGAAAAAUGGCCGAGAAGGAAGCGGCAAGACGCAUGGCUAGAAGGCAGGCCCUUCGAGCAUCACCCGGUCCCAGGACUCUGCCAGCUGGCGGCGAGUGGUUCAGCACUGAGGAGUACCUCCGCCUCACGAAGGCGGUGCUAGAUGCGUCGAGACGAAGUCCGGUGGUAGUGUUUACCAAAGGGUAG